Theileria orientalis strain Shintoku is the source of this 1659-nucleotide messenger RNA. RefSeq lists its product as hypothetical. The transcript has 7 exons. Gene Ontology annotation, cellular component: nucleolus. Lineage: Eukaryota; Apicomplexa; Aconoidasida; Piroplasmida; Theileriidae. Bases 1 to 1659 code for a protein of 552 amino acids. Gene Ontology annotation, biological process: ribosomal large subunit export from nucleus; ribosomal large subunit biogenesis. The record is from RefSeq and is a predicted model, not a curated record.
AUGGACUUAAACUUGCUGGAAAAUAAAAUCAAGAAGGACCCUGAUGCCAACUGUGAUUUUUUCAAACAAAAAUGGAACGAGUUUGUCACUCUGUAUGAAAUAAUUAAGCUAACACCUCAGGUUUAUAACACAGAGUUUGUGAAACUGUUACAGUUCAUCACCAAUACCAUCGCACAUUACAAUAAGAGCAGUGACGUAGAUAAGCUCACUUAUAACCCUAGUUCAUCUGACCAGAAUAGUUCUAGCGCCGAUGAUGCUGGUAGUAUUGCCGAUGGCAGGUGGCUGUGCCUUAAGUUGAUUGAGCUGAUUAAGGAAUUCCGGAGAGUCAUGGACGGGAAGAUGACAAGAAUGGUGAUAAAGUCUACGUUUACACUUCGAACGAAGAGGCAAAUUGACCUGGAGACCAUACUCGUCGAAUGGUUGGAUCUCUUGGACCUGAAUGACCGGGAGCAGCGUAAGAAGCUGUACAACUACAUUGUCAAGGACCUGGCCCUGUUGAGCGCCAAGUCGAAGAACAGACAAUCGGUAAAAAGGCUGCAACAGCUUCUUUUCGAGAAGGUGCACAAAAGCACGAACCUGAACAUUAGGUUGCUCAGCUGCUGCAUAAUAAUUGAGCUGUACCGGCGUAACGUCUGGAACGACCUGUUCACGCUGAACCAGCUGUGCGAGCUGUGCAAGGCCCAGAACCCGAAGAUUGCCCUUUCCGCGAUUUACUUUUUGCUUUCCACCAAGAACCACUAUCACGUCACUUUUGAGGCUGCCUCCACGGACGCUCAGGGCUCCGCCAACGCUGAGACUCCUCAGCCUGUGGACCCGCCCGUUUCGCACUCCCUGAGUCACAUCUUGGACCUUUACGAGCCCUUCAAGCUCGUGGAGACUCUGCUCGACCGGUGCGCCAAGAACCACUUCCAGUACCAGCACAAGCUCGUCGCGCUGAAGCUUGCCGCCGUCGUUAUAAACAAGCACAAGCUGACUGUUCCCAGCUUCUACUCGUACCUCUCCAAGUACCUUCACCACAAGCAGCCCCUUGUGACCAGGGUCCUGCUGGUGUUCGUGAUUUCUGUUUAUAGCGGCCUCGAUGCUGCCCUCGUUGAGCCUCUGGCCAGGAAGGUCGUCGACGAUUUCGUAGCCCACGACCGUUCCGAUGACAUGAUCACCAUAGGAGUCAAUACUAUCAGGGAGAUAUGUAAUAAGUUGCCAGAAGUCCUCAGUGAGGACACUUUAAACUAUUUGGUGGAGUUUAAAAAUUACAAAUCCAAGACCUCUGAUGGCAGCAAUACAGAUGCUGUCUCAGACUCAGAUGCUGGUUCAGGCUCUGACUCUGACUCUGAUUCCGACUCCAUUGCUGAUCUCGACGAGUCUAGGCUUCUUUACACUUCAAGUAAGAAGCGGCGGCGGCAGCAGAGGCUUCAGGACAAGAUUGCCAGUAAGCGCGACAGGCUGGCUGCCAGGAAGCUUGCUCAGAGUCGUAAGGGCAGCAAGCAGAGUCUCACCAACAGGAUUAAGCAGCGCAACAAGCCUCUUCUGAUGACUCUUCAGAGCAGGCGUGUGAAGCAGAAGCGCAACGUCUCCGUUGCUGAGCAGAUGAGUCGUCUCAAGCGCCACAUCAGGGGCCUCAACAAGGGCAACAUGAAGAAGAAGCAGAGGCGCCACCACUAA